AAUAAUCCUUACUGUCAAUUGUUCAUUGUGCUGUGCGCAUGCGUUGCGUCUGCUAUUUCCUUUUCCUCUCAAGUGCAAUGGCGUCGGGGACUUUGUAUACUUUUCCCGAUAACUUCAGGGCAUUUAAGGCCCUUAUUGCUGCUCAGUACAGUGGAGCAGACGUGAAAAUCUCGCCGGGUUUUAAAUUUGGGGAGACCAACAAGUCGAAAAGCUUUCUUGAGAAAUUUCCUCUCGGAAAGGUUCCAGCAUUUGAAUCAGCAUCUGGAGAUUGUCUGUUUGAGAGUAAUGCCAUUGCACAGUAUGUUUCCAAUGCCCAGCUGAUGGGUGCCAAUUCUAGAGAUGCUGCAUUUGUGCAACAGUGGAUUAAUUUUGCAGAUAAUGAAGUUUUGCCAGCAUCUUGUACAUGGGUUUUUCCAUGUCUGGGAAUUAUGCAAUUCAACAAACAGGAAACAGAGAAAGCUAAAGAACAGGUGAAGAAAGUCCUUGGAGUACUAAAUGGGCACUUAUCUAAGCGCACUUUCCUUGUUGGUGAAAGGAUUUCACAAGCUGACAUAUCAGUUGCUUGCAACUUGCUUCUCCUUUACAAGCAUGUUUUAGAUCCAUCAUUUCGGGCACCAUAUAUUCAUACCAAUAGAUGGUUUACAACCCUUGUCAACCAACCUCAGUUUUCUGCAGUUAUUGGACCUCUAAAGAUGUGCAGCAAAAUGGCUGAAUUUGAUUCAAAAAAGUUUGCAGAACUUCAUGGUCAGACGGCAGGUAGUGGCAAGAAGGAAAAACAACCAAAACCAGCUGCUAAGAAAAAAGAAAAAGAAGCAGAGCCAGAAGAAGAGGAAGAAGAAGAAGAGAAACCAAGAGAAUCAAAGGAUCCAUUUGCUUCUUUCCCUAAAGGAACCUUUAACUUUGAUGAAUUUAAAAGGGAAUACUCCAACAAAGAUACAUUGACAGAAGCAUUGCCCUAUUUUUGGAAGAACUUUGACAAGGAAAAUUACUCUAUCUGGUUUUGUGAAUACAAGUACAAUGAUGAACUGGCAAAAAUCUUUAUGACAUCAAAUCUUAUAAGAGGAAUGUUCCAAAGGCUGGAGAAACUUAACAAAAAUGCAUUUGCAAGUAUGUGCAUAUUUGGAGAGGACAACAAAAACACCAUUUCUGGAGUUUGGGUUUGGAAAGGACAGCAGCUUGCUUUUGAGCUUUCACCAGACUGGCAGAUAGACUAUGAAAGCUACAGUUGGAAAAAACUGGACCCAGAUACUGAGGAAACAAAAAAUCUUGUGAAAGAGUACUUUGCUUGGGAAGGGAAUUUUAAUGGAAAAAAAUUCAACCAAGGCAAAAUUUUUAAGUAAAGACUCUUUGAUGUAAUAAAGUUGUGAAGAGAU
Magallana angulata is the source of this 1373-nucleotide messenger RNA. RefSeq names its product elongation factor 1-gamma-like. The coding region runs from base 39 to 1340 and encodes 433 amino acids. Gene Ontology annotation, cellular component: cytoplasm; nucleus. Gene Ontology annotation, molecular function: translation elongation factor activity. The transcript has 11 exons. NCBI's taxonomy places the organism in Eukaryota, Metazoa, Mollusca, Bivalvia, Ostreida, Ostreidae. The record is from RefSeq and is a predicted model, not a curated record. Gene Ontology annotation, biological process: translational elongation.